AUGGAGGCGCUGCCUGAGCUCUACGCCAUCUUCCAGGGCGAGGUUGCUACAGUGACAGAAUAUGGGGCAUUUAUAAAAAUCCCAGGCUGCAGGAAACAAGGCCUUGUUCAUAAGACCCACAUGUCCUCCUGCCGUGUGGAUAAACCCUCAGAGAUAGUAGAUGUUGGAGACAAAGUAUGGGUGAAGCUUAUUGGAAAAGAGAUGAAAGAUGACAAACUGAAGCUUUCCCUCUCCAUGAAGGUUGUUAACCAAGGCACAGGAAAAGACCUCGAUCCAAACAAUGUUUCCCUUGAUCAGGAUGAGAGGAAAAAACGCAUGUUCAGAGACUACACGAGUCAGAAGAUCACACUUGAAGCUGUCUUGAACACUGUGUGCAAGAAAUGCGGUUGCAAAGGUCAUUUUGCCAAGGAGUGUUUUGUGCAGCCUGGAGGUACCAAAUAUAGCCUCAUCCCAGAAGAUGAAGAAGAGGAGGUGGCGGCAGCAGGAUAUGAAAGAGAUAAAAAGACCAGCAUGGCUGAUGAUUCUUCAAAGAAAAGGAAAAAGGAGAAGAAGAAGAAAAAGAAGCACAAGAAUAAGCAGUCCUCUGAGUCGGAUUCGGACAGCUCGGACUCGGACAGUGAUGGGGCUCAGCCAGCCAGCAAGAGGACCAAGCAUUCAGGGAAGCCCAGCAAGGCUCAGAAGAAGAAGAAGAAAAAGAAGCAUAAGAAGAAGCCCCGGGAUUGA
Molecule: messenger RNA, 723 nt
Organism: Phaethon lepturus (White-tailed tropicbird)
Lineage: Eukaryota; Metazoa; Chordata; Aves; Phaethontiformes; Phaethontidae
Gene: ZCCHC17
Product: zinc finger, CCHC domain containing 17
Exons: 7
Coding region: 1-723 (240 amino acids)
Biological process (GO): RNA stabilization
Molecular function (GO): zinc ion binding; RNA binding
Source: RefSeq, a predicted model, not a curated record